AGGCUUGAGCUCCUCACGCGGGCGCUCGACACGUGCGCGAGCGCGGAGCCUGCCGAGGGCGCCCAGGGCGGCGUCUCCAGGCUGCUGCGGCUGCGCGGCCCCGGCGGGGUGCCCCUCGGAUGCCUGGCGCCGCGGGCGGACGGCGCGAUCGCCCUGCACAGGCCGGGGCAGCCGCAGCUCAUCAUCCGCGGCGACGAGGUCCGCACGGAGGACGGCCGGCUGGCGGCGACGGCCACGCGCGGCCAGGACGGCCCCGUCGGGGCCGAGCACGUCGAGCUGAGCGUCUUCGACGGCACGGACGUGCACCUCGUCGUCUGCUGCGUCUUCGCCGUGCUGCUCCUCUGGCGCGAGGGGCCCUGA
This is a messenger RNA of Prorocentrum cordatum, 360 nucleotides long. Lineage: Eukaryota; Dinophyceae; Prorocentrales; Prorocentraceae. The record is from the annotation of a GenBank genome assembly.